GCCGUUUUGAAAAACAAAGGUACCUAAACAGCAGAGAAUAGAGGAAACAAAUCCAUCCGAUCCCAAAAUGGAAGAUUUAUGGAAGCGAGCAAAGUCCUUCGCGGAAGAAGCGGCGAAGAAAUCGCAAACCUUAACAACGCCAAACAAAAUCGCCGAUCUAGUCGCCGAAACAGCCAAGAAGUCCAAGGAGCUUGCUCUGGAAGCCACUAAGAAAGCCGAUGAGCUCAAAACCGCCGCUCUCAAACAAGCCGAUCAAAUCCAAAUCCAAAGCAUCUCCAAGUCCAUUUCCGAUAUUAUCCCUCCCCAACUCUCAUCCCUCUCCAUUACCUCCUCCGCCUCCACUUCCUCCGAUCCUCCACCAAUCUCCGAUUCGGAGCUCAGGAAGUUUGGUCUCACCAAUGAUUUGAGAGAUUUUGUCAGAGGCUUUACUUCCAGUACUUUCCAGAACUUCCCUUUCCCUGUCCAAGAUGAACCGGAUCCGUCCGAUGCGACGACUACGGGGUCCAAUGUACGGAAGGAUCUGAGUGAAUGGCAAGAGAGGCAUGCUACUCUUGUUCUUACUACUGUUAAGGAAAUCAAGAAAUUAAGAUAUGAACUGUGUCCGCGUGUGAUGAAAGAAAGAAAAUUUUGGAGGAUAUAUUUCACUCUUGUUAGCACUCACGUCGCCCCUUAUGAGAAGCAGUACAUGGAGGGAGUUAAACAGAGAGCAGAGGUAAAAGAGGAUAAAUCAAAGCAAACACCUGUAGUUGAGACAGAAGAGCUGGAAAAUGGUCUGAAACAUAAAACUUCCAGCGCAUCUGCUGAACAAGAUUUGGAUACAUUUUUGUUGGGAGAUUUUGAAGAUAGUGAUGGGGGUGGAGAUGAUGGUGAUGGUGAUGCAGAUGCUGAUGGGAGCUUUGGUGAUGAUUUUGACAAGAUUGAAAAUUCUGAUGUUGAAGAUGAGAAAAGGAAUCCAGGGGGAACUAAAGCUUAGAAUUGCAGUAAGAGGAAACACAUUGGAGUAAAACUUCAAACUUUACUGCUAUGGCGAGAAAAAGACUUCAGAAGGGAUAGCAGAAGCAGUUGCCGGUUCUCAAAAUUUGAUUAGUGGUUGGGAUUUGGUACUGUGAUGUAUAUGUUUGCUUUAUGCAAGAGAUAUGAUUUGCUAUUUGUUCAUUUGUUUAACUCUAUAAACAAUUGCAGGUUCUGAUACCUGUUUGCCAGGGAAUGAGGGGAGGCUAGAACACCAUUAUUUGCUUUGUACGGGGAAUCUCAUUCUAGUAAUCAAAUUGAUCUUGUUAAUA
This is a messenger RNA of Durio zibethinus, 1283 nucleotides long. RefSeq lists its product as uncharacterized. The record is from RefSeq and is a predicted model, not a curated record. Lineage: Eukaryota; Viridiplantae; Streptophyta; Magnoliopsida; Malvales; Malvaceae.